AUGGAUGAAGAGUCAAAUGUUACCCAUCUAACUCUGGACUGGUACACAGAAAUUAACAAGUACAGAUUUGUUUUCUUUUUCAUCAUGUUUACAUUAUAUAUUCUAAUAAUCUGCACUAAUUCUACUAUUCUGUAUCUCAUCUGGAUUCAUAAAAACCUCCAUGAGCCUAUGUACAUUUUCAUUGCAGCUUUGCUGCUUAACUCUGUUCUUUACAGCACAACUAUUUACCCAAAACUUCUGAUUGACUUUUUAUCUGAAAAACAAGUCACAACAUAUUCAGUCUGUCUCUUUCAGUUUUUUAUGUUUUACACUUUAGUUUUAUCAGAAUUCCUUCUGUUGGCUGCCAUGGCCUAUGACAGAUAUGUGGCUAUAUGUAAACCUCUGGAAUAUCAAACUAUCAUGAGAAAAACCACUGUGAGUAUUUUCCUGCUUGUGGCUUGGCUUGUACCUGCUUGUCAUAUUGCAGUCCAAGCAAUAGCGAGUGCUGAAGCUAAACUGUGCGACUUUAAUAUAAAAGGAAUAUUUUGUAAUAAUGCAGUUUACACUCUUCAGUGUGAAAGAUCAAAAUUAAUCACCAUCUUUGGUGUGGUCAUUGUAUUAGAUCUCUCAAUACUUCCCAUGUUCUUUAUAGUUUUCACAUACACAAAAAUAUUUAUAGUUUCUCACCGAAGUUGUAAAGAAAUUAGGAAGAAAACUGCAGAGACUUGUUUACCCCAUAUGUUAGUUUUAAUCAGUUACUCAGUUUUUUUUGUGUAUGAUGUAAGCAUAGCUCGUGUGAAAUCAGAUUUUCCAAAAACCACACGCAUAAUAAUGACAUUACAAAUAAUGCUCUAUCAGCCUCUGCUAAAUCCUUUCAUUUAUGGGCUCAAAAUGAAGGAAAUUUCUAAACAUCUAAAAAAUCUGCUUUCUCAGGCCAAAAUCAUUCCUUUUUACCGCAUGGACAGGACAAUGGAGUCGGGGAAGAAAAGAGGUGGUGGAGUGUGUUUCAUGGCCUACCUGGAGGAGAUUAGGAACCUGGUGACCUGGUGCCAGGAGAACAACCUCCUCCUUAACAUCAGCAAGACUAAGGAGCUGAUCGUGGACUUCACUACACAACAUGUGAGGAAUUAUGAGUCUCUGAUCAUCAAUGGCACACCAGUGGAGAGAGCGGACAGUUUCCGGUACCUGGGUGUCCACAGGUCUCAGGACCUGUCAUUGUCCUGCCACAUUAACACCCUGGUUAAGAAAGCCCGCCAGCGUCUCUUCUUCCUCAGAAGACUUAGAGACUUCCAUCUGCCACUGAGGGUGCUUAAAAACUUUUACUCCUGCACCAUUGAGAGCGUGCUGACGGGAAACAUCUGCACCUGGUUUGGGAACAGCACCAAGCAGGACAGAUGA
This is a messenger RNA of Pelmatolapia mariae (spotted tilapia), 1377 nucleotides long. Its product is annotated as olfactory receptor 8D1-like. Gene Ontology annotation, cellular component: membrane. The transcript is spliced from 3 exons. Gene Ontology annotation, biological process: detection of chemical stimulus involved in sensory perception of smell; G protein-coupled receptor signaling pathway. Lineage: Eukaryota; Metazoa; Chordata; Actinopteri; Cichliformes; Cichlidae. The record is from RefSeq and is a predicted model, not a curated record. The coding region runs from base 1 to 1377 and encodes 458 amino acids. Gene Ontology annotation, molecular function: G protein-coupled receptor activity; olfactory receptor activity; 2-oxoglutarate-dependent dioxygenase activity.